This is a messenger RNA of Wyeomyia smithii (pitcher-plant mosquito), 6809 nucleotides long. It is a transcript of the gene sei, whose product is annotated as potassium voltage-gated channel subfamily H member 6. Gene Ontology annotation, molecular function: inward rectifier potassium channel activity. Bases 1550 to 5419 code for a protein of 1289 amino acids. The transcript has 28 exons. Lineage: Eukaryota; Metazoa; Arthropoda; Insecta; Diptera; Culicidae. Gene Ontology annotation, cellular component: membrane. Gene Ontology annotation, biological process: membrane repolarization during action potential; potassium ion transmembrane transport. The record is from RefSeq and is a predicted model, not a curated record.
UUGGCCAAAGCAGCACGCGCGUUCCGAUAGUUCCGUGGCAGUCGAAUACCAUUUCCAGAGUCCUACAACCGUACUAGAAGCAGAGCGAAGCAGUCGCCAGCCAGGGUGGCAGCCGCAACGGAAUCGACCGCCGAGCUCGGAUCACGCCGUGUGGAAUUUGUUUCCUGUCCCCCCCCCCCCCCCUUCCCAACCCGGUGUGGUGGUCGACCGCAAGCCGCGCUGGAAAAGUCCAUUUAGGAAAGUGAAUGUGUGCGUGAUUCAAGUGCUCCAAGUAAAAACUUGGAAUAACUCCUGUCAGAGUUGAUGGAGAUCCGUCGGUUUUCGAAGGUUUUGCGUGCGUUUCGGGGAGGAAAUUGAAUUACUAUUUGUUGGUGUCUCGGGCCGAAUCCCAGCAUUGCGGUGUCGUGAAAAUCGAAUCGCGGAAUGCCAGCGGCGGCUUCGCUUGUAAGCCCAGGAGUGUGGAAAGUCGCGUAACUCAAAAAAAAGCAAGAAGAAAAAAAAACGCGUCGCCAUCCGGAGACGUUUCAGGGCGGCAGAAACACAUGUCCACACUGCAGCAGUAGUGGAAGCGUGAAUCAUAUGGUUUCUUUGACGAUUGUCAAACUGGCGAUGACGGAGUUGUUGGUGCUUCGGAUGAUGAUCGUAACGAUGAUGAUGAUAUGUGGAUAGCUUGCGAUUAUAUAAAGGAAGAGUGAAAAACCUGUGCAUGUUGCAGUCCCCGAAGAAGCAGCAGCUCAUCACGAAAAGCGCAGCCUCGCAGCGUGAGCAGACGACAUCUCAGUGGAAAAUUGAACCGCCACCGUCGCCACCGAAGCGAAUCCUUUUCCGUCUAAUUGGAAACUCAGUGAGGCACCAGCGAAAGCCCCAAGUGUGGUGUUGCGAGGCCUAACAACAACAGCAGCAACAACAACUACAACAAAUGAUGCAAUGGCGACGAGUGCCCGGGAAGGAUGAAGUCAAGUGACUGUUGUUUCGCACCAAUCACAAACGUGCUCAACGACGGAAUGGAUGAAGAAUCAAAGGAUUUAGCGUCCCAUUCCCGCCGGUCGUGAUAGUGAGAAGAGUGAUAAGGAGAAGUGGAAGAAGCAGAAGAAGAAAACAAGAUCACCUGAUGUUUCGUUUGUUGCCAGCGGCAAGAGGACGCGAAGACGAAUAGCAAAAUAAAUUAAAAGCAAGAGAAGCAGUCAUCGUGUGCAACCAAAGUGCUCUAAUUAUGUGAAUUAGUUGAAAAUAGCAAGCAGCUUACGGCUUAAGAAUACCUAGAGUUCGAGCUUGUGAUAAGAAGCAAAGUAGAGUAGAGAAAUUUAGCGGAUCCUGCACCGUAGGAAUUAUCAUCGAUUAUUAUUAAUAAGCCACGAAGAAAGGGCAAAUAUUAAUACAAUCAUUUCGCUACACAAAUUAGUACCACACAUAAAAUAAUUCAAGUUCCACAAUACUAGCGCUCGUUUUUUCUAGUGAACUCCUAUUAUUCCAUUCGUUACACACUCUCUACUAGUGAAAAUAGCCAAUAUCAUAGCAAAUCGAGUGUAAUUAAAAUAAUAGUGUAAAAAUGCCUGUCAGAAGAGGACACGUCGCCCCCAAGACGACCCUCAUCGAAACGAUAAUCAGGAAAUUUGAUACGCAUAAUCGUAGCUUUCUAGUGGCCAAUGCACAGCCGGAAUCGUGCCACAUCAUUUUCUGCUCCGAUGGUUUCUGCAAGAUGACCGGUUUCACACGGGCAGAGGUGAUGCAGCGGUCCGCCUGCACCGAGUUCCUGCAGGGCCAGAUGACCUCGCCGGCCGUCAUCCAGUCCAUCAAGGAGGCCCUGAGGAAAGGCGAGGAAAAACAUUUCGAGAUACUGUACUACCGGAAGAAUGGCAUGAAAUUUCUGUGUUCCGAGGUGAUAGCCCCGAUCCGUUCGGAGGUGGACGACAUCUCGCUGUUCAUCAUCAAUUUCGAGGAUCUCACCAAUCCGACCACGCCGGAACCACUGGAACCGGUCAAGCUGAGCAAAUGCUCAGUUCCGUUCCUUUCAGUUGACCGCGCAAGGGCUAGCUUUCGACAAUCGUUCCGUAUCGGGCACAUUGCACUGCGGGAUAGGGGUCUCCGGCUGGCCGGCUAUCUGACCCCGCCAUCCGAUGCCACCCAGGAGGAGGAGGAAGUGGGAAUUAACAAAAGUGCCAUCGAGAGGGGGUUUUGCAGCGAUAGGGUAAGCCAAACGACGGUGCUAAAGGUGGAAACGAAUAUAUGGACGCCAAUGUCGACCCCGGCGUUGACGAGAACGAAAGAAUUGGACGCCUUACCGCCGGACGUUGAUACGCUCAGUGGACCAGGAGAAAUUGUGAUAACCACGCCGGUGGCCAGUGGCUCUGCCAAGACGACCAAACUGGAGGCGACACCCAGCGAGCUUCCAGCGUCGAUCACCGACAUCAAACCAGAGUUUCAGCAAACCAAAAGUUUAGACUUUGAGAUACAAUCAAAACUGCUGCAUAUUGGCAAGCAAACGCCUAACAAAUAUUUCGAACACACUAAACUAAUCCAGUCUUAUGAAAGUACGCACGCGAAAAAUUGUCGAGGGUUAAUUGAAAAGCGUGCUCAUACGAUAGACGAUUUUAUGCGAGGACCCACGAGCCAUCACGCGCGACACUAUUUUCCGUACGUGUCCUCCGAGAGCGACCUCCAACGCUACAAAGCAGUGCCAUUAAAGCAGAACUCGAGUCGCGAACCGCGAACCAGUUCAUCACUUUCGAAUGUGCCUUCAGAUUCUACUAAAACUAAGGAUAAUGGAUCCGCAAAAUAUUUUCAGGGAACAAGACAAACAAUAAAUAUGGGUGAAAAAGUAGCACAGGUCCUUUCGCUCGGCGCCGAUGUACUACCGGAAUACAAACUACAGAGUCCACGUGUUCACAAAUGGACAAUACUGCACUACUCUCCGUUCAAGGCGGUGUGGGACUGGAUAAUAUUAAUAUUAGUUAUGUAUACAGCAAUAUUUACCCCCUACGUAGCAGCAUUUUUGCUGAACGAACCUGACUUUAAUCAAAGAAAGAACCGCAAGUACGCGGACGACCCAAUUGUGAUAAUUGAUUUAAUAGUGGAUGUAACAUUCGUCAUAGAUAUAUUAAUUAAUUUCCGAACAACGUUCGUCAACGGCCAGGAUGAGGUGGUGUCGCAUCCAGGCCGCAUCGCGGUACAUUACUUGAGCGGUUGGUUUCUGAUCGACCUGGUGGCGGCCAUCCCGUUCGACCUGCUGCUGGUCGGGAGUGAUACGGACGAGCUUGGCUUGGACAAAGAUGAGACAACGACUCUAAUUGGUUUAUUGAAAACGGCACGUCUAUUGCGUCUAGUGCGAGUGGCAAGAAAGAUCGAUCGCUAUUCGGAAUAUGGCGCUGCUGUUUUAGUAUUACUGAUGGCUACCUUUGCACUAAUCGCUCACUGGCUGGCUUGUAUUUGGUAUGCAAUCGGUAACGCUGAACGGCCAACGAUGAAAAACAAAAUCGGCUGGCUGGAUGCGCUGGCCGACGCCACCCAAGAAUAUUACUAUGCCAACAACACCGGUGGAGGACCGUCGAUAAAGUCACGCUACGUGACGGCGCUGUACUUCACCUUUACCUCGUUAACUUCGGUGGGCUUCGGCAAUGUGGCACCCAACACGGACGCCGAGAAAAUAUUCACGAUAUGCGUGAUGCUGGUCGGCUCCCUCAUGUAUGCCAGCAUCUUCGGUAACGUUUCGGCCAUCAUUCAGCGGUUGUACUCCGGAACGGCCCGGUAUCACACACAAAUGCUACGUGUUCGCGAGUUCAUACGAUUCCACCAGAUUCCGAACCCACUGCGGCAACGAUUGGAGGAAUACUUUCAGCACGCCUGGACGUACACGAACGGAAUCGAUAUGAACUCGGUACUGAAAGGGUUUCCCGAGUGCCUGCAGGCCGACAUCUGUCUGCACCUGAACCGGAACCUGCUCAACAAUUGCUCCGCCUUCGAGGCAGCCAGUCCUGGCUGCUUAAGAGCACUUUCGUUAAAGUUUAAAACAACCCACGCACCACCCGGUGACACUUUGGUGCACAAAGGAGACGUCCUCACGUACCUUUACUUUAUAGCGCGAGGUUCUAUAGAGAUUUUAAAAGACGAUGUAGUCAUGGCGAUAUUAGGGAAAGAUGAUAUUUUCGGUGAGAAUCCCUGCACGCACGCGACGCUGGGAAAAUCGAACAGUAAUGUUAAAGCAUUAACUUAUUGUGAUCUACAUAAGAUUCAUAGAGAUGACUUAUUAGACGUGUUAGAUUUAUUUCCGGAAUUUUAUGAUAGUUUUGUAAAUAGUUUGGAAAUUACGUAUAAUAUGAGAGAUGAGGAACAAGCGGGAAUAGAGUUAAGGCAUCGGCAUAUGCGGCUAGGGUCACAGGAUCGGGACAGUGACACGCGAUCCUACGUUAGAAGGAUAAGCACGAUGCACCACCAUAGACCCAGUCAGAACAAAUGUGAUAUUCCAAAUGAUAGAAGUUCGGGACAAAUAAGCACUAACUUCGACGAUGAUCGAAAGUUCUCUAUAUCAGGAAUGAUGUCUCAUAUAAAGCGAAGCAUACCAGAUCUUAGAUCGAACAAACAUCAACCACUAACCAGUACUUGUGCAUCUCCUAACGAAAGUCCCAAAAGCUCGCACAAGCACAGUCCGCCCAGCGAUCACCAGUCGCCGAAGGGAGCGCCGGAUACCGUCACGCUGAGUGCCCUCAGCAAUCGAGCCUGCGCAUGUGGCUCCAAAGAGCCGCCACCGCCCAUAAGUCGGCCCGGUACCAUCGUCGGCACCGGAACCGUGGACCUCAAUAUCAAGUGCAUCAGUCCGGACGAGGACGUGUUCCAUCACACUGCACCGGUGACCGGUACCAGCGCCGGCCAACAUCGGAUUGCCGGUGAACAGCGCCUGCCACAUCAGGAUAAUCUAGGGUCACUAUCAAAUCAACUAUCCGAUUUAACGAUAAGACUAGACAAUUUAGAAGGUAGCCUGAAGAAAGAUAUCAGAACGAUUCUGGACAUUCUGCAUCAGCAGCAGCAGAUGCAGCUGCAGUUCCACCACCAGCAGCUGCAGCACCAACAGCAGCAGAUGCAGCAGUCCGGCAAGACAGGAAUGUCAUCGUAUCAACCGUCCGAGAGUGAUUUCUCCUUCGACAUGUGCGGAGGGGUCAGCGGCGUCGGAGACCCGGGCAGCAGUAUGGCCAAGCAUCAACAAGCGCAACAACGAACCAACGUGCAGCGGUCCGUCUCGCAGCCCGAGUGCGCCAACGAAAAAAGCCUUUUCAAGUGCUCAAAAUUUUCCUCGUUCAACCAACCGAUGGAUGACACCCCGGAGGGUCACAAUUGGAACAUUUUCGCACCAAUCGCCAAGCUCGAAUCGCUGGACGAAAUCGAUCAAGAUAGUAAACAUUCCAUCACUCAAGAGAAGCCUCAAUAACAUCUGCUUUAGGAUAUGGUUAAGAGAUAGCCGUUCAGUAGCGGAUACAAGUCUAGCAAAACAACAAAACAGAAACAUAAACUUUAGUCCUUCAGUAGGAAGGAAGCAGCAGCAAAAAUCGUCAAACGUAUCUGUACAUAAUGCUUGAGAAUAAUUUUAGAUGUUCACCUUUGAUUAUAUCGAUCGAUUCAAAAGUAAAAGCAAAGGGUAAGCUAAACGACGACACUUGUACAUUUUUCAUAUAAGUACUGAACAUACUUUAUACGAGAUAUCAGCUAGUUUUUACGAGAGCAAAACAAGAAAAAAACUGAAAAACAAAUCGAAAACACAAAACACGCAUAGUUAGAACGCAGAGUGGAUAGACAAGGAGAAAAAGAGAUAAAAAGCAAAAAAAGACAGCGGAGAGCGCCUUUAUAAUUUUAACUAUUGUUAUUACUAUUAAUUACGUGCUUAGUACAAGUCGAAGCGUGCAGCUGAGUAAACCUUAACGACGUAGAGAAGAACUUUAUCUUACGCAAGCAAUUGAAUUCGACAAUGAGUUUGUCAUUUUCUUAGAUACAAUUUUUCACCUUUUCCCUUAGGGCGUUAUUUGAUUAAGUAAUUGAAUGCUCGAACCGAGUAGCAAAUUUACGUCAAUUCCGUUAGACAGUUUGACAGUAUUAUCACGCUGCUCGAGGGCACGAUUUUCCUUGAGUUAGCUUUGAAGUCUGCUAUCGGCGAAACAAAAAAAAGUGAUUACUCUGAAAUUUCUUUUACAAAAAGAAAUCCACGUACGGUAUAGUCAAACUAACUCCAACAUCGCGAACUCUACUGAAAUUGCGUUACGAAAUGUUCCUUAGUAUUAUUGUUCGAAUUUUGUAACUCCAGAGUAAAAUAUUAGCUGUUUUUUUCUGUUGAGCAGGCUACAAAAUGGUUGAAAGUACAGACAGAACUCACACUCAUGUAAUGAAAGAAAAAAAAAACAAAACAAACAAACAAAACUAUUCAAAAGUCAUACCAAACAAAGUUAUUGCAUACACCAAACUUACACUGCAAUUAAUUACAAACACUUCCUUCGGUUGACGCGUUUCACACCUUUCCAUAGCAAAUUACAUUUACCACCACCAAGACUCAAGCGCAAAAUGGAAGAAAGAAAGCAAAAAAAAAACAAAAAUGACCGUCUGUCCCCAUUCCUACCCGCGAGGACAUACCUACAUGUUUCCAAAUUAAGAGUUAUUACUUUUGUCCCUUUUUCGAACGUUAAAAACAAAAGCAUUAUGUUUCACAGCAAACAAAAAAUCACACAAAAUAAACGCAUUGAAAGAACUGAGAAAAGUAAACUUUAUAGAAAAUGUACGGAAAAUAAAAAAACCAUACGAGCAAAAAAGAGGCGGCUUUCUUUUCUGUUGAA